AUGGCUGAGGUGAAAGUGAAGGCGCAGCCGCCGGAUGCUGACCCGGUCGAGAUAGAAAACAGGAUUAUAGAAUUAUGUCAUCAGUUCCCUCAUGGAAUCACAGACCAAGUCAUUCAGAAUGAGAUGCCUCAUAUAGAAGCGCAACAGAGAGCAAUGGCCAUCAAUAGACUCUUAUCUAUGGGACAGUUGGAUCUCUUAAGGAGCAAUACAGGCCUUCUAUAUAGAAUAAAAGAAUCUCAGAAUACUGGUAAGAUGAAGGGAUCAGAUAACCAAGAGAAGCUUGUGUACCAAAUCAUAGAAGAUGCUGGAAACAAAGGUAUCUGGAGCAGAGAUAUUCGCUAUAAAAGUAAUUUGCCAUUAACAGAAAUCAACAAAAUACUAAAGAACUUGGAGAGUAAAAAGCUUAUCAAAGCUGUUAAAUCUGUGGCAGCUUCAAAAAAGAAAGUUUAUAUGCUUUAUAAUUUACAACCUGAUCGAUCAGUGACUGGUGGAGCCUGGUAUAGUGACCAAGAUUUUGAAUCUGAAUUUGUAGAAGUGCUAAACCAACAGUGUUUUAAAUUCUUACAGAGCAAGGCAGAAACAGCUAGAGAAAGCAAACAGAACCCCAUGAUACAAAGAAACAGUUCAUUUGCUUCAUCUCAUGAAGUAUGGAAAUAUAUUUGUGAACUAGGCAUUAGUAAGGUAGAAUUGUCCAUGGAAGAUAUUGAAACAAUUUUGAACACACUCAUUUAUGAUGGCAAAGUGGAAAUGACCAUCAUUGCUGCAAAAGAAGGCACAGUUGGUAGUGUUGAUGGACAUAUGAAACUUUAUAGGGCUGUUAGUCCAAUCAUACAACCUACUGGCUUAGUUCGAGCACCUUGUGGACUCUGUCCGGUUUUUGAUGAUUGCCAUGAAGGUGGUGAAAUUUCUCCAUCUAAUUGUAUUUAUAUGACGGAGUGGCUGGAAUUUUAAUAGCCAAAUAUGCAUUCUACUCACAUUUUACAAACAUGGGAAGAAAAUGAAGCUACUUUGAAAGCCAAUGAUUGUAUUUAUCAUGAAGUAUUGAAGCUGGUUGAAAGCAAACUACACUAAAAGGGAUAUAGACUACUGUGAAAAACAUAUUUGUAUUUAUAAAGAUUCAAAAUUCUGAUACAUAUUGAUGAAUGGGCCAAAAAUACACUAGGCAGCUGUAGUGAAAGCAUUACUCCUACUGAUAAACAACUAUGACUAACAUAGAUAUUGUGAAAAAAACAUUCUAUAUGGUUCUCUACCUCCAUUAUUUUUUCCGUUCAUCAGUUGAGCAAGAAGUUGAAUGCUUCCAGAUGAAAAGACUUAAAGGUAGAAGCAACAACAGAAUGGCACAGACUACAAAUGCAGACAGAUUAAUUGUUUUUCUGAACCCUCUUACUUUUAUUCCCACAUAAUAGAAUGGAAAAGUAUUUGAAAAAUCACUUACUUUUUGGCAAGUACAGUGCCAAAUUCCGAAGACACAAAGAAAAGGGAGAUGCUUCCUGCCUUCAAGGAGCUCAUGCUGUAAUUUGGGUAGAUAGCACACAAGGGAGGAUUCUGCUUCUUGGCAAAGGAAAAGGCCAUGAAUCCUACUGACAAAACAUCUGGGCAGAUGGUAAGGCUCUGUGGAUCUUGGGGAGCAGUGGUAGGACAGACAGCCCUCAAGAAUGACUGUGGAGAAAGAGGGUAGUAAGGUAAGCCCGAGGGUUAAAUGGAGAGUCUAGGUUACCUCCAGCAAAGAUGUGGAUGGUGGGAAAUAGAGGCAGGUCACAUCCAGCUGAAAGUGGAUAUCCAUUGCCUGGUAUGGGCUUGGAAACUAGAUAUUUAGGAUUAAGUUGGAGAUGGGGAAAAGUUCUCUAAGACUAAUUCAUGCUAGUCCUUUUAGGUUCCCUUUGGUGGACUGAGGCAAGUGAGGGUAAGGUUUUAUUUCUCUGCCAUGGUGACUGGUAGCAUUGGUCAGCUUUCAGGCCAUGCUGUUUUGGGGUUAAGGUAGAGGAGUUCAACAGAAGUUUAAAAAAAAACCAAAACUUCAAGCCAAAAUAAUGACAGUUACCAAAGGUUUGAUUUUUCAAUGUAGGGAUGUUAAUUGCCAUUCUUUUUUACUAAAAUUAUUAGUUUCAUUUGUAACAGUUGCUUUAUUUCAUAGUAUCCUAAUCUUAACUUACUAGCUCAAUACCAUUGUUGCUCAUCAUUCUUAUUUAAGGACAAAUCAUAAUGGCUCUUGAAAAUAUUACAUAUUGAGCUUUAAAAGGGUGAGAACCUAGAAAAUAAAGUUGGUUUUUCUUCAGUAUAGGUUGGAUACUCCUGUGUUUAAUAUUCUUUCUACUUUCCCUUUGUGUUGUUUAAUGUGAUGUAUGCUUUGAUGACUGAUUUCAUCAAUGUGUAAAUUCCCUCUGUUUACACUCUUUAUUGGUUCAUCCGGUGCCAGUAGUCUUUAUCCUUGAACCAGUCCUUUACAGCUGAUCUACCAAUAUUCUAGAGGCCUUCUUCUAGGUCAUUUAUAUUUUGUGGAUACCAGUAUGACACAUAUUUAUGCAUCAGGAUUUUCCCGCAUCAUUAGCCCAACAUUUCCCUGUUAUGUCCUUCAUAUUUAUUAUACUGCUUCUCUGGUAGAGGGAGGAAAUAAGCAUUUAUUAAACACCUGCUAUGUGUCAGACACUAUGCCAAGUGCUUUACAUAUGUUAUUUUAUUCUCUAGAGCAAGUCAUCAAUAAUAAUAUGCUAAUAGUGAGGAGGUCCAUAAACUAUAUAGCACGAGAGCAAUAG
Messenger RNA from Gracilinanus agilis (Agile Gracile Mouse Opossum), 2753 nucleotides. It is a transcript of the gene POLR3F, whose product is annotated as RNA polymerase III subunit F. Bases 1 to 951 code for a protein of 316 amino acids. The record is from RefSeq and is a predicted model, not a curated record. Lineage: Eukaryota; Metazoa; Chordata; Mammalia; Didelphimorphia; Didelphidae. Gene Ontology annotation, biological process: transcription by RNA polymerase III. Gene Ontology annotation, cellular component: RNA polymerase III complex. The transcript has 9 exons.